AGCCGGAGCAGCCAGGCGAUAGGAGGAGGAGGCGGCAUGAGCUACUACUACCAGCUACCAGUGGUGAUCGACAACGGCUCAGGAGUGAUUAAGGCGGGCCUGGCUGGGUCGCGGGAGCCCCAGUUCGUCUACCCCAACAUUAUCGGCCGGGCCAAAGGACAGGGCUGGGGAGCGGAGGGCGCGCUGGAAACGUGUGUAGGUGACCAAGCGCAGGAACGGAGAAACUCGUUGUCCAUCAGCUACCCAGUGGAACGUGGUCUCAUUACUUCCUGGGGGGACAUGGAGGUCAUGUGGAAGCAUAUCUAUGAUCAUAACCUGAAACUAAAGGCCUGUGAUGGCCCAGUCUUGAUUACGGAGCCAGCACUGAACCCACUGGCCAACCGGCAACAAAUCACCGAAGUGUUUUUUGAGCAUCUGGAGGUGCCUGCCUUUUAUAUGUCCAUUCAGGGGGUGCUGGCUCUCUUUGCUGCUGGCUUCACAACUGGUUUUGUGCUGAACUCAGGUGCUGGGGUUACCCAGUGUGUGCCCAUCUUUGAGGGUUACUGUCUGCCUCAUGGUGUCCAGCAGCUAGAUCUGGGAGGCCUUGACCUCACCAACUACCUCAUGACACUGUUGAAGGAGCAGGGCAUCAUGCUGCUUAGUGCUGCGGACAGAAAGAUUGUUGCAGACAUUAAGGAAACUUCUUGUUAUGUGGUAAUGAACUACGAAGAGGAAAUGGCCAAGAAACGUGAUUCUUUAGAGAAAGUUUACCAGCUACCUGAUGGGACGAUGAUCAAGCUCUAUGACCAACUCUUUCAUUGUCCAGAGGCCCUCUUCUCUCCACGUCUUAGGAAUCUUCAGACCCCUGGCAUCGAUAAGUUGUGUUUCAACAGCAUAAUGAAAUGCGAUACAGAUCUGAGGAAUUCGUUUUUCUCCAAUAUUAUCCUUGCUGGGGGAUCAACCUCUUUCCCCGGUUUAGACAAGCGGCUAGUUAAAGGUGUAGCAAGUAUGGUACCUGCCAAUACACCUGUGCAAGUUACAGUUCCCCCCGAAAGGAAACUAUCAGUGUGGAUGGGAGGCUCUAUUCUUGCAUCCCUGUCUGCUUUCCAGGACAUGUGGAUCACUAAGGCAGAAUUUAAAGAAGUUGGACCCAACGUAGUACAUCAAAGAUGCUUCUGAAUACAGAUAAACUGGUUAGAAAAAAAUGCUUUGAGUAUAUGUGACAGAAAACUUUGGAUAUUAUAUGUGUCUGAGAGAACAAAGUAUUUCAGUUGUUGGAAUGUCCAUGUCUCUUCCAUUUCUGUGAUGGGUGAAGCAAACAACCUGUUUCUGGAGUAGAACCAAAUUAAAUGCUAGAGGAAACAUUA
Molecule: messenger RNA, 1346 nt
Organism: Leopardus geoffroyi (Geoffroy's cat)
Lineage: Eukaryota; Metazoa; Chordata; Mammalia; Carnivora; Felidae
Gene: ACTRT3
Product: actin related protein T3
Exons: 2
Coding region: 37-1158 (373 amino acids)
Source: RefSeq, a predicted model, not a curated record